Molecule: messenger RNA, 2518 nt
Organism: Sander lucioperca (pikeperch)
Lineage: Eukaryota; Metazoa; Chordata; Actinopteri; Perciformes; Percidae
Gene: ccm2l
Product: CCM2 like scaffold protein
Exons: 11
Coding region: 218-2104 (628 amino acids)
Biological process (GO): heart morphogenesis
Source: RefSeq, a predicted model, not a curated record
GAACAAGAAUAGAGCAGCCGAGACAGAAGGUGAAAUAACUCCAACCGAGAGAGACAGAGACAAAGAGGGAACGAUGGAAAAAACAACUGUAAGACAGACAAAAAGACAACAAAAGAUAAACUGAAACAAAACUAAAAACAAUAUUCAGCAACGAGUGGCCAGGACAAGGACCCAUCUGACCCAGAACAGGACUACUACAGAGGGGGACUGACCCACGAUGGACUAUGAACCCAAGAAAUCCAAGAAGAGUUUUGUCUCUCCUAUUAAGCGGCUGGUGUGGUCAAAAUCUAGUCGCAGGCCGGUGGAUCGAGGCAGCAUUUACCGGCGCCCGCUGCACACCGUCCCUCUCUACCCCCCCGACUACCUCAUCCACCCGGAGAGACUCAUCUUCGACUACGUAGAGAAGGAGGUCAAGUUCCUCGGUCACUUGACCUGGGUGUCGGUUUCCCUGAACCCCUCCAGCCGAGACGAGCUGCUGCAGCUGCUGGACACAGCCAGGCAGUUGAAGGUGCUGCCGUUGAAGACCAGCGUGGAUCAGGACUGCAUUCUGAGUCUGUCCGCUCGCUGUCUGCUGCUGACGUGGAGAGACAACGAGAAGCUGCUGGUGAGGAUUCCCACACACGAGAUCGCUGCUGCCUCCUACCUGAGAGACGACGCACUGCACCUGCUGGUCCUCAAGACAGGUCUGAACGUGGAUACAGUGGUUGCUGGGGACGACAGCCUGGACAGGAAAAAGCCAACGGGCAUAGACGGCCGACGUCAAACCAUGAGCUGCAACGCCGACCCCCGGCCCGCAGGGGGCACGAUGGAGCGGCGGCACACCAUCUGCGGAGUCGACUGGAGGCCCUCACUGUCCCGCAGCAGCCACGACAAAAACCAGAAUGUGGAGAGGAGGGAAGGAGGAGGAGGAGGAGGAGUAGGAGUAGAGAGAGGCGGGGGGGAGAGAGGAGGAGGAGGGAGUUUAGAGAGGAAGAGGGUGGGAGGAAGCUGGGAGAGGAGGCAGCAAACGCGCAAAACAGGAGGGAGCUGGGAGAACCGCAGAGCGAGACCCAUGAGCGGGAGCUGGGGGGUGGGGGUGGGAGUGGGAGGGGGUGGCGGUGGAGGGAGCUGGGAGAGGAGGCAUGGGGGAGGUGGGGGAGGAGGGAGCUGGGAGAGGAGGGGAGGAGGUGGUGGCGGCGGCGGUGGGAGCUGGGAGCGGCGGCAAGCCUGCACAGGAAGCUGGGAACGGGGGAAGAGCUAUGGCAGCUGGGAGAGGAGGAACCACAACCCGCUGGAGCCCACGCCCUGCCCCGACGCCUACUGCAACCUGGUCAUCCUGGCUGUGGAGAACAGGGAUGCUGCAGAAGAGUACUGUUCUCUGAUCUGUCAGAUGUUCCAGAUCAUUUACGGCCAUCAGACCAUCGAGUGUGUCGACAGAGCGGGGUUUCAUCACUCCAUGCCGGACCGCUAUUGGCUGCAGAGGAGUGACAGCUGUCUGACUGACAUGUCCUAUGGCUAUGAUCCAGAGUUUAGCUGCUGCAGCUCAUAUGAUGGCUCCCAGGAUGCCUUUGAGCUCUACUACAGUGAGACGUACAGUGAGAGUUCGUCUCUCUCGCUGCAGGACUCCCAUCGCAGUCUGGCUUCAGCCAGUGACGGAGGAGACAGUAACCCCACCCUGCUGCUGAUGCAGGAGUACAUGAUCACGCUGCGUAACAAGCUGAUUCCGGUGGAGUUGCAGCACUUUGCCGUGUUGCUGAGAGAAUACAGACUGGGAUCAAACAUCGACCACUUCUGCUCCGAGCUGCUACAACUGUAUGGUGACAACCGCAAGUUCCUGCUUAUGGGCAUGCGUCCGUUCAUCCCAGACAAGGACGUUGGUGUGUUUGAGAGUUUCCUGGAGAGCAUCGGGAUCCGGGAGGGAGGCAUUUUAACUGACAGCUUUGGACGCAUCAAACGCAGCAUGAGCAACACGUCGGCUACGGCCAUGAGAGGGUAUGAUAACGGCUCUCUGGCCUCAGGAUCGCAGGAAUUCAACCGACGCAUGACUGACAUCACACACGACAUCCAGGCGCUGGGCUUCCAGGACACACACGGAGACAUUGAGGAGGAAGACUACUAUCUCUGAUUUCAGAUCUGGAGCUACAUUAUGAACCAGCCAGACCUCUCAGGUCGUCUGGGACAGGUCUGCUUCCUGUCCCCCAGAGUCAGAACUAAACAGGGGGAAGCAGCGUUCGGUUUUUAUGCUCCACAUAUCUGGAACAAUCUCCCAGAAAACUGCAGUUCCGCUUUUUUUUACACCACACUAACUUUCAUUCUUGUAUUUCAUUUCUGUCUUGUUUAAUGUUAAUGUUUUUUUUACGAUUUUAAUUGUUUCAACUGCUCUUUAAUGUUUUAUGUAAAGCACUUGGAAUUGCCUUGAAUUGUGCUGUACAAAUAAAUGUGCCUUGCCUUGAUGGUGAGAUAAGAGGAUAAAGGGAGAGAGAGAGAGAGAGAGAGAGAGAGAGAGAGAGAGAGAGAGAGAGAGAGAGAGAGAGAGAGA